Molecule: messenger RNA, 726 nt
Organism: Ostreococcus lucimarinus CCE9901
Lineage: Eukaryota; Viridiplantae; Chlorophyta; Mamiellophyceae; Mamiellales; Bathycoccaceae
Exons: 2
Coding region: 1-726 (241 amino acids)
Source: RefSeq, a predicted model, not a curated record
AUGGAAGAGCGAACUAUUCGAGUCUCGGAAGUUCAACCCGACCUCGGCGAGCUUCAACGCAAGCUGACUGGCCUCAACCCGAACGACAUGCUCACCGCCGUUGCGUACGGAUUAAAAUUUUGGGACGAUCAACUCGAGCUUCGAUACAGAACUGAGCUUGAAAAGUCGUUCACGAGCGCGCAAAGAAGCGCUGAGAUGUACAAGAGGAAACUUCAGGACGUGCACAACGCUUAUAAGAGAGCCAAGACGAAACAAGAUGAACUUGCCGCUCAGUUAAAGGAACGAGAGAAUGAUAUUGAAGAGUUACAGCAUCGCUACGAAGAGAAGAGCAGAGAGAAGCGUCGUUUGGAAGAUUCAGCUGGAAGAGGCAGACCGAGCCUGGGACCACAGUUUCAGGCACGCACGGCACCUAUGAUGCCAGAGACUGCGGGUCGAAUCGAUACUCGAGGUCGUACCGAACCUGAUGGUUGGCUGCAACAACAACGGGUCUCGUCUAGCGAACUCCGCAGUCAUCGUAGCUCCGAGCAACUUCACAGGAAUUUACCGCAGCGUCGCACCAGUCUCACGCGCAGUUUCGACAGCGGAUUGACACCUCCAUCAAAUUCACGCGACUCACACGAGCGCACAUUUCGAGCUCUUUCUCCGUACACGCGUCAGGCAGUCGAACCACCUUCUCGGCCCGGACGUGAUUCCGUCGGACUGUUCUCGAAACGACGCAUAUUCUGA